CUUGAUCCUGUGCUCAGUCUCUGGGUCUGUUUGGGCAGCUGAAGAGUGGAUCCCAGUCAUGGGGGUUACCAGCUAAUGGAUAAUUGGCCAUUGAUUCCAGGUACUUUAUGCCUGGUACACCAGCAAGUGCAUUGCUUGAUCCUCCAGAAUGUAUUCUGCUAACCCAGCCGGCUGGGUCACAUUUGAUGAUGAACCACUUUGUCAGUCCCCUCAAAAAUCAAAGAAUUUUCCACUGGAGAAUCACAGCAUCUGUAAACCAAAUGGACUUAAGCUGAAUCUUCCUGGCCUCAAGGAAUCCUAUGGUUCUUCUUCUACAAGUGGUACCCCUCUUUCUUCUCCCAUUGUGGACUUCUACCUAAGUCCAGGGCCCCCAAGUAACUCUCCCCUUUCCACACCUACCAAAGACUACCCUGGCUUUCCUUGUAUUCCCAAACCAGGGGGCAUUCACGCACUUUAUCCUAUUCCUGAAUGGCCUUCAAACAGCCCACUUCCAACACCAGAGGCAGAGUCUUCAUUGUUCCCUUCUAAACUCAGUUAUCCCGCCCAUUCAUCCAUACCCAGUGAUCAUUUGUGUAAGUUUCCAGAUGUCAAAACUGAACUUGUGGAUGAAAGGAACCCUCACCCUCACCAAUCUGAAAUCUUAGGCCAUCAACAUAACUUUACACAGUUUCAAUAUUUUCAAGAUGACUGUGCUUUUUCAAGUCCAUUUUGGAAAGAAGGGUCUUUACCUAGCGUCUCCCCUUUCACUUUUGACCCUGAGGGAAAAGAUCAAAGGUCCAGCAGAAAGAUGGCACCUCCUGAACAGAAGAGUCUCAAUCAAUGUUCAUUCAACUAUGUAUGUGAAAGACUUGAACACCUGCAAGCUACAGAUAAUGCUACAGACUCAAUUGGAAGCCUAUCUAUGCAGUGUCUAUACACUGGAGACAGCAGCCCUUCCUUUGUCCCCCAUAGUUUAUUCCAAAGUCAGCAGAAAGUUGGGUGGUCCUUCAUGCUUAGAAUUCCUGAGAAGAAAAAUAUGAUGUCUUCUAGACAAUGGGGCCCGAUAUUCCUUAAAGUCUUGCCUGGGGGUAUUUUGCAAAUGUACUAUGAGAAAGGAUUAGAGAAACCAUUUAAAGAGCUUCAGUUGGACCCAUACUGCAGACUCUCUGAACCCAAAGUAGAGAACUUUAGCAUGUCAGGGAAAAUCCACACUGUGAAGAUUGAGCAUGUGACGUAUACAGAAAAAAGGAAGUACCAUUCUAAGACAGAAGUAGUCCACGAGCCAGAAGUAGAGCAGAUGUUAAAACUGGGGACUACAGACUACCAUGAUUUCCUUGAAUUUUUGACAGUGGUAGAUGAGGAACUGAUGAAACUCCCUCCUCUUUCCAAACAAAAAAGAAACUACGAAGAACAAGAAAUUUCCCUGGAAAUUGUGGACAACUUCUGGGGAAAGGUCACUAAAGAAGGAAGGCUAGUUGAAAGUGCUGUAGUUACCCACAUCUACUGCCUCUGCUUUGUGAAUGGAAAUACAGAGUGCUUUUUAGCCUUAAAUGACCUUGAGCUGCAGAAGAAAGAUGAGCGCUAUUUUGAGAGAGACCCAGAAAAGAAAGGUAUUGAAAUUCUUGAAUACCAUUUUCACAAGUGUGUGAAAGCACAAGAGUUUGAGCAGUUGAGGAUCAUUAAGUUUUCGCCGUUGGAUGCUUGUAGAUUUGAGCUGAUGCGUUUCAAGACCUCAUAUGAUGGGGAGGACCUUCCAUUUUCUGUGAAGUCCGCCGUAGUUGUCCAGGGUGCGUAUGUUGAACUUCAGGCUUUUGUCAACAUGGCCUCAUCUGCUCUGACUCCAGCCCGUUCUGGUCCUUUGAGGUUCUGUGACAAUAUAAUGAUACAUUUUCCAGUCCCUGCCCAGUGGAUCAAAGCGCUUUGGACCAUGAACCUCCAGAGGCAGAAGUCCCUAAAGGCCAAAAUGAACCGCCGGACGUGCCUUGGCUCUGUACAUGAACCAGAAUCGGAACCUGUCAUCCAGGUCACGCUGGGAACAGCAAAAUAUGAGAGUGCCUAUAGGGCGAUCGUGUGGAAGAUGGACCGGUUGCCAGAUAAAAACUCAAGUCCUGAUCAUCCCCAUAGUUUGUCAUACAAACUGGAACUUGGAUCAGACCAAGAAAUACCUUCUGACUGGUACCCAUUUGCUACGGUUCAGUUUGUCAUGCUUACCAGUUACGCUUCGAAGACAGAAAUGAAAUCUAUGGGCAUAGAGAAUGAUGUCCAGCCCCAGAAGCAUGUUGUUCAGAAAGCUUUCUAUAACUGCCAGGUUGAAAUAGAAAAGAAAUGGAUUAGAAUUGAUGGAGAAGACCCGGAUAAGGCUGGAGACUGCAUAACUCAGUAGAAGAAACAAGACCUGACAAUGAAAAAGAGUGACCUAUUCUUUAGAUGUGUAUUUCAGAGAAAAUAACAAUAAUAACAAGUCCCAACAAAUGACUUACUAUUGGAUAGGAAUAGAUAUUGAACCUCUCAUUUCAUUGAUAAAAGGAACUUCCAGAUGAGAAAAUUCUCUCAGCCAAUGCAGGUCUCCAACUCCAGUUACCUUAUGGGAUGAAAAAGUUCCACUGUGAACACUUGUGUUAUUCAGAAGCAGAAGGACCAUGUUUUAUGUUUGGAGAAGUCUAACAUCUGAAGUCCAUCAUAGACUCAAUGAUAUCCUCGAGAGAGUCAUGUCUUCCAUGUUUUAAUCUAAAACUAUUCUCUUUUGUGCAAGGCUUUUGUUCUCCUUGAACUUGAAACUUAACGGUGUUGGUCAAGUUAAUUGAUGUGACCUAGCAUCUAGAUGACCCAAAGUAGCUGCUCCUCUAGGGUAUUCAGUGUCUGACAGCUUUAGGGCUAUGCUGAAACAUUGCUUUUCCUCCUUCAGCCUUUAGCCUCUUUUCCUAUUGGCAUCUUUAUUAGAGAAUGGGGAGAUGAAACCCAAACCAAUCAGUUUAGCUUCUUGCUAAUGGCAUUGGAAAAGGGCUUUGAGUGAGAGAACGUUGAAACUAUAAUGUAAAAUGGAGGUUUGGGAUAUAUACUGGCAAGAGUAAUGAGACCUAGGUCAUAGUCUCAGCUCUGUUACUUGCUAGUCAUAUGACUUUGGGCUAAUCACUUCAAUCUCUUUGAGUCUCAGUUUUCGUUUCUAUAAAUUGGGGAUAAUACUAUCUGGACACAGGGGAUGACUUGUCAUCUGAUCGAACACCCUCAUUUUAUAGAUAAGAAACUAAAGCCCAGAGAAGUUAAAUGACUUUUCCAGGGUCGCACAGGCAGUAAGUGGUAGAGAUGGUAUUUGAAUUCAGGUCCUCUACCUCCACAUCCACUGUAGGUAAAUCCACUGCUUGGAAAGCACUUUAGCAAAGUAUGACGGGAUCAUGGAUUUAAAUGACCUAUGUCUUCCAUGGAUGGUCUUCAGCAGAAUGGAGAACUGAGAAUUGACUAUAUUUAGAAAAUGUUUUCCCAUAAUUUCUAAUGAUUAUAUCUUUACAUUCUUUACUCCCUUCAGGACUUGUAUGGCUUCUAAUAUGUGAUGCGAAUGUAUAUGAAAUACCUAAGAAGUCAUUCAUGUGGAGAAAUAUUCUAUUUUGGCAAAUCAGUAAUGACCUUUUCCUUGAAAGGAUGUUCCUUUCAAAAUGGAAUCCUAACAUUGUGACCGUUGUACUUCUGGGCUUUGAUAAUUCUGAAGUCUUACUUUGGACAGUAGUUAAAAUAUGCAAGUGAUUUUAAAUGAUUAUUUUUUAAAAAUACAUAACUAUUAUUCCUCUAAAAUUGAAAUACUAGUAAUAUGGAAAAGUUAUUAGCAUAGAUUAUUUUUUUAAACCCUGAGAUAAGCCUCAAGUGAAGGGAAAUCCAAAUAGUAUAGCCAAAAAAAAGAUUAUUUUCUCCCUUGGAGAAGCUAAGCAUAAUAGGAAGUAGAUGGGAAAUUAUGAGAAUAUUCUGAACUGGGUAGAUAAGGUAUUGCAUUACAGUGAUUCUAAAACAUGACGUAAAUGAUUAUAAUCAUUGGGCAUCUAUUGAAAGCCUCACAGUAUUAGCAGAUUUUAUUCUGCUUCUGGUUUUAUCUUCCCACAUUUGAGGGAAAGGGCUAGUUUUCCAAGUGUAAGUAGUCUUGCAUUCUGCAUAAAUAUCCUGAAAAGGAAGUCUCUCAGGGAGACUAUCCUUCACUUAGUGUUCAGUCUUAAAUAUUUGUCAUUAUCUACUAAAGUCACCUACUGAAACAAUAAGUGGUCUAAUAUUUUCCCAGACAUUUAUCUGUUUGACUUAAAGUUACUUCUGUAGAUUAUGUUUAAUAUUGUAUAGCACUCAUUUUAAUCUAUUUGCUCAAUAAACCAGAUGAAUUUUUUUUUCCUUUUA
Molecule: messenger RNA, 4350 nt
Organism: Vombatus ursinus (common wombat)
Lineage: Eukaryota; Metazoa; Chordata; Mammalia; Diprotodontia; Vombatidae
Gene: STON1
Product: stonin 1
Exons: 4
Coding region: 149-2362 (737 amino acids)
Biological process (GO): clathrin-dependent endocytosis; regulation of endocytosis; synaptic vesicle endocytosis
Cellular component (GO): AP-2 adaptor complex; synaptic vesicle
Molecular function (GO): clathrin-cargo adaptor activity
Source: RefSeq, a predicted model, not a curated record